Molecule: messenger RNA, 2405 nt
Organism: Oncorhynchus keta (chum salmon)
Lineage: Eukaryota; Metazoa; Chordata; Actinopteri; Salmoniformes; Salmonidae
Exons: 5
Coding region: 130-567 (145 amino acids)
Cellular component (GO): membrane; tetraspanin-enriched microdomain; immunological synapse
Source: RefSeq, a predicted model, not a curated record
CAGACCUCAGAAGUGAAUCAUGAUCCCAUAAGAGUCUCCCUAUCUUCUGUACACAGCUUAGAACUAAGAAUAUCAUUGACCCACACAAUCCUAGUUUUCAGCUGUUCGACUUUCCUUGUAAGAUCACUCAUGGAACCUUUACGGGAUCUCUUCUGGCUGUGGGUGGUUCUUGGAAUGAUUUUUGUUUCCAUGGUAAUAGGUCUCAUCUUCAUUCUUAUCAACCAGUGUAUUUCCAAGAAAGCUGCUGAACAAUACAAUACAAAUACACCAAGUCGCACUACGCCUCAGUAUUAUGCCCAAAGCAGCAAAUAUCAUCUCAAAGAUCUGGAGGAUGAUUUGCCUCCUUUACCACCCAGGACUCAGUUUCUCACAUCCUGUCCCAAGACUGAAAGCUAUGAGAACCUUGUAGGGCUACCUGACUAUGUGAAAGUAGAUGACAAUGCCCCUCCUCCACCGUACCAUCACACAGAGACACUGGUGUGUAAGGACAAUGACGGCAUUCCAGAGGACUACGAUGACAUCGGAGCAGACUGUCAGAUCGAGGAGGACUAUGAUGAUCUGGGAUAAAGCCAGAGGCAAUGGAGACUAUACUGAAGACACUGUUGUGGUACAUAUGUAAUGUAUACUCCUACUAGCCAAAAAUAGAUGUUCUGCAGAAAUACGACUAUCCCUUGGCUGAUACGGCUUCAUGUUUAAAUUAUUAUAUUAUUAUUUAUUUGGCAAUGCUUUACCAGUUUGCAUAAGACUAAAGUAUAGCUUUCUGGUAUUUACCAAAAAGCUCUCUUGUAACAAUGGACAAUUUCUUUCAAGAAUAACACAAUUUGUGUUUCAGGGUAUACCAUGUAACUGAAACUAUUAGGCUGUAGUUAGCAGAAAAAAAAUAAAGCUGUGUAGUUUCAAUUGAAUAUAAUAUAAUGGUGCACAGAAAAUUAACAAUCUUAGUGAUUACCUAGUACCAUAUGAUUGUCAAUGGUGCUGGUUUUGCUAACUUUUUAAAUCCCAUAGACCAAACCAGUUGUAUCAGGAAUCAACACAAGUGAAGUGGUAUAUUUAAUCAUUUUACUCAGUCUUUACAUCUAAGUAGUAACCUCCGAGGCUUGAGUUUACAAACCAGCAUAGUUGUUAAAACCCUGUAGUUCUAGGAAUCAUCGAUGUUAGAUUGUGUUUACAACUGUGUACUUAUGCUCUUAGCUCACUAUGGAUCAUGAAGCUGCAGACCUUGCCAUGUUUUAUGAAACCAAUAACUGUAAAAGGUUUCAAACAGAUCAGAUAGUGUAAGAAUAGAAAUGGGAGAACGGUGACUUUCCUUGUCCACCAGUGACUUAAUUUAAGUUAAAAGAUUAGAUCCUCUGGUUAUUGACAAUGAAACAAACAAUAAGCAUUUCAAAAUCUGUAUUGAUUAAAAUACAAAUGUAAAUCUAUAAGCCCUGCCAUAAAGGUAAAGAACUGCAAAAAAGUGAAGCGUAUACUAUUUACUGUAUGUAACCGAAACUUUAAAAAAAAGAGAAGCCGUUUAGUUUCAAUUUGAAUACUGAAGGGUUUGUUGCAGGAGUUUCAAAAUGUCUAGUCUCUUGUCGAGCCUAGAAGCCUGGCAUGCAACACAAUGGUCGGUCAAAUUGACUCCCCCUUCCUUCCACACUGCAAUGAGGGCAGUACUAUAGAGUAACGUAUGCUUAUUUGAUUUGUCCACAGUACAUGUUUUCUACAGUUGCAAUAAACAAUGUAAGUUACGUAAGCGUUCUCACAUUGUUGAUCCUAGUGCAUCCAAGCACUCUUUUGGUACUGGAAUCAAAUGACUGAAUACAUUUCUAAUUUCAUUAUGGAACUCCUUACAGAAAAACUUGCUUCAACUGAUGCAACACUGCAGAAAAUUUACAAAGAAAAUAUCUCCAGCAUUAUCUACAUAUGCCACACGUUUAUUCUUUUUAAAAAGUAAAAGAAAACACUCAAUCUGAAUUCAUUCAGAUUUUUUUUCCACUGUUUCCCAUCAUUUGACAAUAUUGUUGAGCCUCAUUUUUCCCCCACAGAGAUAAAGCCAAAUCUCAACACAACCAAAGGUUAACCAUCAAAAGUCACUUCCUGUUAUGUCCACUCAUGUGGUCUUAAAGUGACAGUCUGGCUUAUUGAACAGUUUGAGGGAGAUGUAAGUCACACAACAAUCUCCGAAAAGCUCUGGUUGGAGAUUGGCGUUUUCCAUCCAGAACUAGAGAAACAAGUCGGAAAAAAAGACCAAGUUUGUCCCUCGGUCUCUCACUGAGGAAAAGUCCAUUAUAAAGUGAUCCUGUGGUGGGGGGCUAGAUUAACCCCCGAGGCGCUGUCCCUCUCCCCAGGCGAACCCCCCCGGACGCUCUUCGGGAAGAGGGUUGUAGUUGGCAUCCUCCUCUGGAGUGUCAAACAGCAUCUUA